Messenger RNA from Mugil cephalus (flathead mullet), 1094 nucleotides. RefSeq names its product androgen-dependent TFPI-regulating protein. Lineage: Eukaryota; Metazoa; Chordata; Actinopteri; Mugiliformes; Mugilidae. The transcript is spliced from 6 exons. Gene Ontology annotation, cellular component: membrane; endomembrane system. The record is from RefSeq and is a predicted model, not a curated record. Bases 327 to 1001 code for a protein of 224 amino acids.
UAACUCGGCUGGGGUUUCUCUUGCAAAACGCUCUGAAACAGAUUAAGCUGUGACUGAAUUUGCCUCGGAGUCACAUGGUCCCAGUUAUGAAAGAGGAUCUCCCAUGCUUUAUAACUGAACAGUGAGCCUCUUGUCUGGCAAGGGUUUGCUUUGUCUCCGCCGCUCACCAAUGUCUUGAUAAGCCCGCGCUGAAGUCCACUAAUCUCUAAAGAACCUUGCCUGCCUCAAGAACUUCACCUCUGAAGGGAAAUCUUACCCGUAGCGUUUGCCCAUGUUUAAUUUAUUGUUUGCUGUUUGCUGGGGAUCAGUAUAAGCGUAGACUGAAAAUGACUUCGGCCCUGAGGAGAGUGUAUCACAUCUCGGCAUUCAGCUGGUACGCUUUUGUCGUUAAGAGCCUCACGGCCAAGGAUGGAGAGGAGCUGCCACCAGGAAUCUUUGUUUACGGAGGACCUUGGAAGUACCUCACGUUUUUGAAUUUGUUGUUGCAGAUGACAUUCUUUGGACUGGCAGCAGUGAACGAUCUACAACCUGGGAAGAAGGCAGAGAGCACUCUGACCAGAUGUAAAGACUACCUCUUCUCUGUCUUUGCCUUCCCUGUGGGCAUGUUUGUGGUGCUACUUUUCUGGACAAUCUUUGCCUAUGACAGAGAGUUAGUGUACCCAGCUAGCAUCGACGCCUUCUUCCCUCCCUGGAUUAACCACGCUAUGCACACAUUAGUCCUUCCUGUUUUACUUGGAGAAAUGCUGGUGCAGCCUCACAUCUACCCACAGACCAAACAUGCGCUGGCAGCAUUAGGAGUUGUGGGCUUGUCUUAUUUAUUUUGGAUUGUAUGGGUGUAUGUGUCAGUCGGGAUUUGGGUGUACCCCCUCCUUGGGCGCUUCAGUGCCGCAGGUCUGGUGGUCUUCUUCUUUUUCAACAUGUCCGUGGUGACUUUGCUCUACCUGCUUGGGGACAAGCUCAACAGCCGCGUCUGGAGAAAGGCCAAAGCAAAGUAUGUCUGACAAAUAAAGUCAUCCAGUGGCAACUCCUUAAAGUGACAGAAUGUUAUUUUUCAGACAGCUUGCAAAAUAAAAGUUUGAGAGCUUUUUUUCUUA